Pelobates fuscus (common spadefoot toad) is the source of this 2737-nucleotide messenger RNA. RefSeq names its product transmembrane protein 104 (gene SLC38A12). Bases 190 to 1665 code for a protein of 491 amino acids. The transcript is spliced from 10 exons. Lineage: Eukaryota; Metazoa; Chordata; Amphibia; Anura; Pelobatidae. The record is from RefSeq and is a predicted model, not a curated record.
UGUCACACUGUGUCCUGUAUCCGAGCUAUGGAUUGGUCACACCAUCACAUGAUCUCAUUACAGCAACGUUUCAUUUAAACAUAUAGAGCUCUCGGAAGACCUGGGUGCUGUGGUUACCAGGGCAACGAGGGGGUACCAGGGAGUCAGGGUCAACUAUUUUACUCCUUAACACCUUGCCUCCCCUGAACCAUGGCUGGGGACAUUACAGAAGCAGGAGAGCAAUAUUCUCCAUUUGUUGGUCUUGUGUAUAUGUUCAAUCUGAUAGUUGGCACAGGUGCCCUCACUAUGCCCAAGGCCUUUGCACAAGCCGGAUGGUUAAUUAGUCUUAUUCUCCUCAUAUUUUUGGCGUUUAUGAGUUAUGUAACAACAACAUUUGUAGUGGAAGCAAUGGCCGCAGCCAAUGCUCAGCUACGCUGGAAGAAACGUGAAAAAGAGGAGGAUGCUGACCUUUCAGACGGGUCAGAUAAUGAUGCUCCGACUUCAUCUGGGUACGACCGAUCAGAGAUUCAACCCAUUCUUUCUGUCCAACAUCGGGGUUUAUCAGAUCCAUUUGAAAUAGCAGAGAGAGUUGAAAUGGGACAAAUGGCGUCUAUGUUCUUCAAUAAAGUUGGGGUAAACCUAUUUUAUUUAUGCAUCAUUAUAUAUCUUUAUGGCGAUUUGGCUAUAUACGCAACAGCCGUACCUCUGUCUUUGGUGCAGGUCACGUGCUUUUCUGUGAACGGUUCAUGUGGCACUCACGCGGGAGAGCGGAAUGACACGGAUCCAUGCUGGGGAAGUAUCAGACGGAUCGAUGCUUACAGGAUCUAUCUGGUUGUUUUCACUGUGUUUCUUGGUCCUUUUACCUUUUUCAAUGUACAGAAGACAAAGUACCUCCAGAUCCUGACCUCUCUAAUGAGAUGGAUUGCUUUUAUCAUCAUGAUUGUAGUAGCGUUGGUACGGAUUGGUGAAGGUGAAGGGGCAGGCCACCCACCUCUUGCACAGUUCUCAGGGAUUCGUAACCUGUUUGGAGUCUGUGUUUAUUCCUUCAUGUGCCAACAUUCUCUGCCCUCCUUGAUCACUCCUGUGUCAAGAAAGAAGCAUUUGACAGGACUUGUACUAGUGGACUACAUCUUGGUUCUUUCAUUCUACAGCCUGCUAUGCUUCACGGCCAUUUUCUGCUUCAGUUCAGGAGCCUUAAUGGAUAUGUACACCCUCAACUUCGGCAGCUGUAGCCCCUUUGUACCGCCAGUGAUUGGCUAUUUUCUUGGUCUGUUCCCAGUAUUCACUAUAAGUACCAACUUCCCUAUCAUUGCCGUUACACUACGCAACAACUGGAAGACUCUUUUCCAUCGUGAGGGUGGAACCUACCCAUGGCUUGUUGACCGUAUAGUCUUUCCACUUAUAACAUUGGUGCCUCCCAUCAUUGUGGCAUUUUGUACUAACCACCUUGAAAUCCUAGUUAGUGUCACUGGUGCAUACGCAGGUAAUGGCAUUCAGUACGUGAUUCCGGCAUUUCUGGUAUUCUGCAGCCGAAAGGAUUCCGCCUUAGUCUAUGGACCUGAACUUGGCAAUAAACAUCUUUCUCCCUUUCGUCAAUCAUGCUGGGUGUGGUUUGUUCUUUUCUGGGCGCUGACAUGUUUUAUCUACGUCACAGCCAAUAUUAUUCUGACUGAUGUCAACCUGUAAACAGGAGCUAGCCUGUCUCGAAAAGUGUGAACCUCAUGAAGGAUGUAAGAACUGGCCAUGGAACAAUAACGUGCCCUCCACUGCCACAAUGUCACUUUUUCAAGUUAUGAGGCUGGUCCUCAUAUUUUGUCGAAACCCACCCCCUUCCCUUCCCCAGAACACUGCAUCCCUGUAGGAAUUACUGUUGUGUUUUCAGAGUGGAAUAUAACAGCAGCUGACAUGAUGAACUUCACUCUGAAUUCCAGACUGUGAUAUAUAUUUAAGUGAUGCCUGUCUCUCAGUGCCUUGCUCUUUAAUCAGAUGGAGGGAAAACUGCAAAGAUGGUACUGCCUGUACUUAUGCUGUCUUAAAAAAAUAUCAAACUAAGACUGAGGUUUGUCCAAGUACUUGUUCAUCCUCCGUAAUGAACCACACAUAUACCUCUUUCUGUGAAACAAGGUGGCCGGUUGCACUCAUCAAGAGGAUGCCAACACAUGCCCUGGCUUCGGUUCAUAAGCCUUUCUCGUUCUUUGUGCCCAGGAGGUGGUCUACAAGACCUGCUGCUAUAGACUAACAUUAUUAACAAGCAGAAUAAAAGUAAAAGACAUUGGUAUGGUUCUUUUUUUUUGUGUGUUUUCCAUCCAUAGGAAUCAUAUACUCCAUCCCUAUCUCAGCAUGUAUCCAGCACACCGUGAUUACGGAUGCUGCUAGUCCUGAUUAAAUUCCCCCCACCCUCUUCUGCUCCCAACACCCAUCAAGAGCAGAGGUGAUUUAUGACUACAUUAUUCCAAGCUUUGAUUAAAUUUUGUACAAGAGGCAACUUUGCCUUUUACCAUUCUGACAAUAUGCACUAUGUUAGACUGAUAUGUUUUUGUGUAGUGAAAACUGUGUACAAUGCUUGUUGUUACAUAAUAUUUGGUUUGAACCACCAAAGUGUUUUGAAAAGGAUCAAAUUGCUAAAAUUAUUUUAUUUUUCUACCCCACGAAUCCUGAGCUUCACAUUUUUUUUUUGUCUAAAUAUUUUAUUUUAAAGAGGAACUGUCACUUCUCUUGAAACUACACCUUGAAUAAAACACCUAUAACUUGUAUUGAC